AUGGUUUUGAUUGAGAUGUGGUCACCCGUCAAUCCAGUCGCCCGUUCAUCUCUACGCCCGUCAUCCAUUACACUCGUGGCUGGGUGUCAGCGGCAGCUUGUAGAGCGCAGGAAUCCGUUACCCCCAACAUUCCCGCCCUCUCCAAAUUCUAUGUCUGAUGGCUUCGGUUCGAAUAACGCGAGACAAGAAUUUGUACCUCAGGCUGUCCCUCACAAUUUAGACUUCAACUGCUUCGCCUGUCGGAUCGUCCCCCACGGUUCGGACUUCAACGACCCUGGCAAUGUAAACGACGAAAUGCAGCUGUUCACAUCUUAG
Paracoccidioides brasiliensis Pb18 is the source of this 315-nucleotide messenger RNA. RefSeq lists its product as uncharacterized. The coding region runs from base 1 to 315 and encodes 104 amino acids. The record is from RefSeq and is a predicted model, not a curated record. The transcript has 2 exons.